UCUGAGAAAUGAGAUGGAGAAAUACGAGCGGAUCCGAGUGGUAGGGAGAGGCGCCUUCGGGAUUGUGCACCUCUGCCUGCGAAAGGCUGACCAGAAGCUGGUGAUCAUCAAGCAGAUCCCAGUAGAGCAGAUGACCAAAGAAGAGCGGCAAGCAGCCCAAAACGAGUGCCAGGUGCUCAAGUUGCUCAACCACCCCAAUGUUAUUGAAUACUAUGAGAACUUCCUGGAGGACAAGGCACUCAUGAUCGCCAUGGAAUAUGCACCAGGUGGCACCCUGGCUGAGUUCAUCCAAAAGCGCUGCAACUCUCUGCUGGAGGAAGAGACCAUCCUUCACUUCUUUGUGCAGAUCCUGCUUGCCCUGCAUCAUGUGCACACCCACCUCAUCCUGCACCGGGACCUCAAGACCCAGAACAUCCUUCUUGACAAACACCGCAUGGUUGUCAAAAUUGGUGAUUUUGGCAUCUCCAAGAUCCUUAGCAGCAAGAGCAAAGCCUACACGGUGGUGGGUACUCCAUGCUACAUCUCCCCUGAGCUGUGUGAGGGUAAACCCUACAACCAAAAGAGUGACAUCUGGGCCCUGGGCUGUGUCCUCUAUGAACUGGCCAGCCUCAAGAGGGCCUUUGAAGCGGCAAACCUGCCAGCACUGGUGCUGAAGAUCAUGAGUGGCACCUUUGCCCCCAUCUCUGACCGGUACAGCCCUGAGUUGCGCCAGCUUGUCCUGAGUCUGCUCAGCCUGGAGCCCUCACAGCGUCCACCACUCAGCCACAUCAUGGCUCAGCCCCUCUGCAUCCGGGCCCUCCUUAACCUUCACACGGAUGUGGGCAGCGUUCUCAUGCGGAGAGCAGAGAAGUCCCUGGUCCCAGGACCACCCAUAGCCCCCAGCAGUACAGGGAACAGGACUUCCAGUGCCCGCUGCAGAGGCAUGCCCCGGGGAUCACUGAGGCCUGCCAUCCCCCCACCACUCUCUUCAGUGUAUGCGUGGGGUGGGGGGCUCAGCACACCUCUGCGGCUGCCCAUGCUCAACACUGAGGUGGUCCAGGUGGCCACCGGGCGCACACAGAAGGCCGGGGUCACACGCUCGGGACGCCUUAUCCUGUGGGAGGCUCCGCCCCUAGGCGCUGGGGAAGGCGUGCUCUUGCCUGGGGCGGUGGAGCACCCUCAGCCCCAGUUCAUCUCACGUUUCUUGGAGGGCCAGUCAGGCGUGACCAUCAAGCACGUGGCCUGCGGGGACCUCUUCACCGCUUGCCUGACUGACCGUGGCAUCAUCAUGACCUUUGGCAGUGGCAGCAAUGGGUGUUUGGGCCAUGGCAGCCUUACUGACGUCAGCCAGCCCACCAUUGUGGAGGCCCUGCUGGGCUAUGAGAUGGUACAAGUGGCCUGUGGGGCUUCCCAUGUACUGGCCCUUUCCACUGAUCGAGAACUGUUUGCCUGGGGCCGUGGAGAUGGUGGUAGGCUGGGACUAGGUACCACAGAGUCCCAUAGCUGCCCCCAGCAGGUACCUUUACCCUCAGGACAGGAAGCCCAGCGAGUUGUAUGUGGCAUUGAUUCUUCCAUGAUCCUCACAGUGUCUGGCCAAGCCCUGGCAUGUGGGAGCAACAGGUUUAACAAGCUGGGCCUGGACCACCUUUCUAAGGGGGAGGAGCCUGCCUCUCAUCAGCAAGUGGAGGAGGCCCUAAGCUUCACACCACUAGGCUCUGCACCCCUGGACCAAGAGCCCCUCCUGAGUGUGGACCUAGGCACUGCUCAUUCAGCUGCUGUGACUGUCUCAGGCAGCUGCUACACUUUUGGCAGCAAUCAGCAUGGGCAGUUGGGUACCAACACUGCCCGCCGGGGAAGCCGGGCACCCUGUCAGGUCCAAGGCCUGGAGGGCAUUAAGAUGGUGAUGGUGGCCUGUGGGGAUGCCUUCACUGUAGCCAUUGGGGCUCUGUCCUAUCUGGCCAAAUCCACUUAG
Messenger RNA from Dipodomys ordii (Ord's kangaroo rat), 1951 nucleotides. RefSeq names its product NIMA-related kinase 8 (gene Nek8). Gene Ontology annotation, biological process: protein phosphorylation. NCBI's taxonomy places the organism in Eukaryota, Metazoa, Chordata, Mammalia, Rodentia, Heteromyidae. Bases 14 to 1951 code for a protein of 645 amino acids. Gene Ontology annotation, molecular function: ATP binding; protein kinase activity. The transcript has 14 exons. The record is from RefSeq and is a predicted model, not a curated record.